Messenger RNA from Equus quagga, 1937 nucleotides. It is a transcript of the gene VAMP4, whose product is annotated as vesicle associated membrane protein 4. Gene Ontology annotation, biological process: vesicle-mediated transport; Golgi ribbon formation. The coding region runs from base 405 to 830 and encodes 141 amino acids. Lineage: Eukaryota; Metazoa; Chordata; Mammalia; Perissodactyla; Equidae. The transcript has 8 exons. Gene Ontology annotation, cellular component: membrane. The record is from RefSeq and is a predicted model, not a curated record.
UGCUGUCCCCGCUAAAGCACAACAUAAGCUCAAGGCUGCUGGUCUGCACGCGGCGGCCGCCAGGGCCUCAGCCGGGCGGAGAGCGGCGGGCGGGAUCGACUCGCUCGGCGCUCCCCGCCUGGGCCCGCCCCUCAGCCCCUCCGCCCGGGCAGGCCGCCGAGCGCCGAGCGGCUCGAUGAGCGGGGGCGCAGCAGCGGCGAGCGGCAGACCCAGCUCCGCGCCCACGGCCCCCUCGCCGCCGUCCUCCCCCGCCUCCCGCUCCCUGCCCCGCCCGCGCAGCGCCACCCGGCCCGGACCUCCGCGGGAGACUCACGUACGCCGCCUGCCCGGUCCCGACGGGGGAGCCGAGGGUGGUGAAUACUUACUCUGCUGGGAAAUAGGAGAGUACUUCUUGAGUGAAAAAUAUGCCUCCCAAGUUCAAGCGCCACCUAAAUGAUGACGAUGUCACUGGUUCUGUGAAAAGUGAAAGGAGAAAUCUUUUGGAAGAUGAUUCAGAUGAAGAAGAGGACUUUUUUCUAAGGGGACCAUCUGGACCAAGAUUUGGACCUAGAAAUGAUAAAAUUAAGCAUGUUCAGAAUCAGGUGGAUGAAGUUAUUGAUGUCAUGCAAGAAAAUAUUACAAAGGUAAUUGAAAGAGGGGAGAGACUAGAUGAACUACAGGACAAAUCAGAAAGCUUAUCGGAUAAUGCAACUGCUUUUAGCAACAGAUCCAAACAACUUCGAAGACAAAUGUGGUGGCGUGGAUGUAAAGUAAAAGCCAUCAUGGCUUUGGUUGCUGUUAUCCUUUUGUUAGUGAUUAUCAUUCUUAUAGUUGUGAAAUACCGUACUUGAUUUGAUGACAGAGAUCUUCAUUAAACAAAAUCUGGGACAAUAAUAAUAAAAGAUUGCUGCAUAAUUUAAAUGAAACUCAUGCAUAUAACUUUCAAAACUUCUUUUGCAAGAAACGAAGAGGCAAGUAUCACUUCAAAUUGGAACAUUGAGAAUGUCCAGUGUCUUCUUCCCUUCUAACAAAAUGUGCUUUUAAUAAUUAUGUUUAAGGCAAAGAUAGCCAGCCUCUAUUUUACCUUUUUUCAAGGAUCUAAUUUGAAAGUAGAUACUUGCCAGUUCAUUAUUUGUGUAUAUAGUUAAACACUGAUAACGAUAUGUCAUACUGUUAUUUUAAUGGCAUAGGGACUUGCAUUAUUGCAUCAAGGUGGGGGUCAGCCUGGUGGUCAGGAAGCCUGUGUAGAGUUCCAUCGAAUCGUUAUGUUAAAAGAGAUGCAUAACCAUUCCACUAAUGUUUGCAGGAUUCUUCUCACAUUACAAUUGCUUUGCAAGCAAUUUCCACAUGUUUAUGGGUGUAACAAAAGCUAAAUGUUGUAAAUGUUGCUGCCUUCAGCUAUAACUACAAACAUUCCAGUAAACCUAUUUUUGACUGCAUAAGGGAAUGUGUAGUAAUUUUUUGACAUUUGGAAUAUGGAAAUGGGGAAUUUAAACAGUGUGAAGAGCAUAGUGUGCGCCAUAAAACUGGAGAUAAUAAAAUUAUUGGACACUGUCAUUGGAGUGUUUGAAAAUGACCAACACGUAGCUACAAGUCAUGGUCCGUUCUGUUUUCAGUUAGCUUCUAAUAAAAGAGACUAGUCGUAGUGUGAGUAAAUGAAAUCCACAGAUAACUUAGUCCCUAAUUUGAUUUUUGUUAAUAGCUUUCCUCUUUAACUUCACUUAGCCCUUUACCAGAAUUGCUAAAAGUAGCAAAAUCAUCUGCCUAGAAUUUACUAUUUUUGCAUUCCCCCAUCAUCCCCUGGGAGAUGCAUCUUGUACAAUCAAGUGGCAAAUUGACUAACAAUGAGUAUAAAAAGUCAGGAGCCUAGGUAAUCUUCAGUUAGUCAGUAACCAAAUGCUAGGGUCACCGUUAACCUCCGUUUGUUUUUAUAACAAUAAAAUGUGUUAAUAACUUUA